This is a messenger RNA of Phytophthora nicotianae INRA-310, 327 nucleotides long. RefSeq lists its product as hypothetical. The record is from RefSeq and is a predicted model, not a curated record. The transcript has a single exon. The coding region runs from base 1 to 327 and encodes 108 amino acids. Lineage: Eukaryota; Oomycota; Peronosporomycetes; Peronosporales; Peronosporaceae.
AUGGCUAAUGCAGACUGCAACACCCCCAACCCAGCCAGAAGUCCCAGCAUUAGUAAGCGCAAGAAGGCCUUCCGUUUCGUACCGUCGAGUGACAUCAUGUUGCUCAAAGAAGCCCUCAAGCACAGACCCUGGGCGGCUAUCCAUGGUGAGACGCUAGCCGCGUGGACAAGCGUCGCCACAGGACUCAAGGUAGCGCUCACAUCGUGUGCCGCCGACGACAAGGCUUGCUUGCCGUCGCCGCUUCAAUACGCUCCUGGAGGUAUAUCGCCGCGACGAGCACGACUCGUUGAGAGCGUCGGGUUCUGCCGAAGACUACGAGGAGCGUGA